GUUCUGAAUUUUUAUUUUGUCUCCUGCACCUCUUUCUACUUGUUACGUUAACCAACUCAGAAAUUACCUUUACAAUUACAAAGUUUUAAUUCUUAAAUUUUAAAAAUAAGUCUAUUCUUAUUUUAUUAAUAUUCCCAAAAAGGGAUUAAGAAAUAAUAAUGUUAAUCCUUAAACUUUUAUAUCUAGUAGUUUUUAUUAAAUUGGUAGUGGCUAAUAUAGAAGAAUUUCAAGAUGAUGGUUUUACGGAAUUUGAUGAAUUUGAAGAACCAGAUCCCAAUUUUUUUCAAGAGAAUGAAUUUGUAGAAAGAAGCUACCAAGACAAGGCAUAUUCCCAAGAUUCUAGUUCUCAAGAGGAAAAUCAACCAGAUAUAGAGAUUGAAAUUGAACAUGACGAGGAGAAUGAAAUUGAGACUAAUACAGACAUUGAUUCUGAAUUUGAGCACUUCCAAGAUGCCGAUGAGUUUGAAGGUUUUGAGGAAAAAGAAGACGACAAACCUUUAACGGAACCAAAAAUCACAAUUGCAAAAAUUCCAGUGAACUUCAUUUACAAGUGGGAAAGCUACUACCUUGAAAUGUUGAUGGUCGCUGGUCUUCUCGCCUAUUUUAUCAAUUUCGCAUUGGGCAGAACCAAAAAUACAAAAAUAGCUACAACAUGGUUUCAAACACACAGACAACUUUUGGAAGAAAAUUUUGCUAUGGUAGGUGAUGAUGGAGGCCAAGAACGAGGUGAUCAUGUGCUAAUUAAAGAAAGCGAAAAUGUCUUUACUCUCUGGUGUAGUGGAAGGACUUGCUGUGAAGGCAUGUUAGUAGAACUAAGACUCAUCAAGCGUCAUGAUUUAGUGGCUCUUAUAGCAAACGCAGUACGACCGACGGUGGACCAAGUACAUAUUACUGUAAGAAUGAAUAAGGAUGAUAUGGAUAGCUUUGUGUUCGCAGUGGCUAGCAAAAAAACUGCUAUCCUAAUGUCCAGAGAUUUGCAGGAUAUCAGUGUAUAUUGCCCUGAUAGAAAGCCUGGCGAUAAAUUUAAUCUACCAGCCGGGUUUCAAGUCAUGUCAGAGAUCGGAGAAGUGGCUGCUGCCUUUUUAGAUUUGAAGAUCACAGCCAUUCUGAACAAAUAUACUGAAUAUAUAGAUUAUAUUCAUUUAUCAGAUCAAUAUUCAGGUAUAAAACCAAGUGAUGAUGCCAAUCCUCCUACUAGGCCUGUUGACAAGGACAAGGUACUUAGAUUUGGUUUUAAUCUCUCAACCAAAGGCAUGGGUUUAGAGGAAGUAAUGACAAAAAUAAAGCCUUUAAUGAGUAUGGUAUUCUAUUGUAUAGAUAAAACCAAGCGCUAUCGUUUGUCUAAAGAAGGUAAAACUAAGGCAGAUAAGAAUAGACAAAGGGUGGAAGAAGCAUUUCUGAAAUCUACUCACCAGGCUCGAGCAGAGGCGGCUGCCGCGAAACGCGAGGAAAAAAGAAAGUUAGAGAAGGAAAAGGUGCUGGCUGAGGAGGAUCCUGAAAAGCAGAGACGCUGGGAGCUAAAAGAAGAAAAAAGACAAGCAAAGAAACGAGCUCCUAGAAUGAGGCAGCUCAAGGUUAAAGCUCUGUAAACGUGCAUUAAGUAUUUUUAAGAGAAAUGUGUUUUGAAGUUUUAGCAAUUUGCCGUUUACAGGAAAAAUAUAAUCAUCCUGCGAAACGCAUUACUUGAUUACAAAGAUUUGAACAAUAAAGCAUUUUCAAUGUGAAA
This is a messenger RNA of Anthonomus grandis grandis, 1726 nucleotides long. RefSeq names its product PAT complex subunit CCDC47. Gene Ontology annotation, biological process: endoplasmic reticulum calcium ion homeostasis. Gene Ontology annotation, molecular function: calcium ion binding. Gene Ontology annotation, cellular component: endoplasmic reticulum. Lineage: Eukaryota; Metazoa; Arthropoda; Insecta; Coleoptera; Curculionidae. The coding region runs from base 159 to 1589 and encodes 476 amino acids. The record is from RefSeq and is a predicted model, not a curated record. The transcript is spliced from 7 exons.